AUGUCGUAUUUUGCAGAACUGAAUCAAUACGAGGAUAAUAAGGAUUUAUCACCAACCUCAUCACUAGGUUCUUCACCUAGCAGCGGGACCAAACCAAACGCCAAUUCUUUACUAGAUGAGAAAAAUGGUAAAGGGAAUGGAAGCAAGCAAAGAAAUGGAAGAAGAGCUGCUAGAGCAUGUAAAAGUUGUCAUAGUUUGAAGGUAAAAUGUACGCCGGCAGAUGAAAAUAACCCGAAUGGACCAUGUAUGCGAUGUCUUAAUUCGAAGAGAAAGUGUGAAAUUGAUCCCAACCAAACAAGAAAGAGAAGAAAGAAGGCUGAAAUCCAAGAGAGUAAUAAUAAUUUAGUGAAUGUGAUGCAAGAGAAAACUAUUACGAAGUUACAGGAUGAAGUGAAUUCGCUAAAGCGACAAUUGGGCCAGCGACAAGAGGAUGGGGUAGAUCCAGUGUCACCUACUCCAAGUGUAUUUUUGGAAAAAGAGUUAUUGGCGCUUCGUGAUUUCAGUACGUCUAAGUUGAGUGUGUUAACUAGUACUUUAAAAGAUACUGCUGACCGCAGAGAUUCAUUGUUGCGAGGGUUUGAAUCGAUUGAUAUUAUCAAGAAUGGGUUGAUUACAAUAGACGAAGCUAGAGAGCGUUUAGAGUUGUACAAGACGAGGCUAAAUUCACCAUAUACUCUUGUGGAUAUUCCUUUUCAUGCAACUGUAGAAGAAUUAUCAGCCAAUCAGCCAUAUUUAUUUCUUGCUAUAAUGUCAGUGACAAAUACUGUAUAUACCAAGCCUAUAGAUAAAAAUGUUGCACUAUCAAUUGAUAAUGCAGCCAUACGAGCCAUAGUAUUGGAAGUUUUAGUAGCUGGCUCAAAGUCAGUUGAAUUAAUUAAAACUUUGUUGUUGCUAUGCUUAUGGUAUAAUACCCCAGAAUUAUUCAAAAACCGUCGUAACCACUUGUUAAAUACCCUUUCAGUUUCUUUGUUGCACGAUUUAGGAAUUGUUGGACGCCCACUGACUGAUUCUGAUGAUGAUACUACAGCAAUAACUGUGAAUGACGAGCAUUAUUCAAAAUCCGAUUAUCAACGUUUAAUUAUGACCUUAUAUUUCUCCACUGUUUGUAUCUGUUUAACAUUACGCAGAACGAUAUAUGUCAAGUGGACACCGCUUGUUGAAGAAUGUUGCUCAGUGCUAGAGAAAAGUCAAAGUCCCGGUGACGUCAGAAUUGGCUUAUUUCUGAGAUUAAGUAACCAGUUGGAGAAAAUAUAUAUUCUUGUUCAUCUGGUGGACUUUUCUGAUAGAAAGCCCACAUUUUCAAAAUACAUUAUUAGAGAUGUACAAAAUAAAUUGAACAAUAUUAAAGCCAAAAUUCCUAAAGGCGAACAUUCUUUCCUAGGUUAUUAUUAUACUGUCGAGGCCUACCUUUAUGAACCAAUAUUUGGUCAAAUAAUACCAGGUGACGUUCAAGAUUUAUCGGAGUUUGCCUUGAAUACUGAUUCAGUGAAAAACAUUAACUAUUGUACAACAUCUUGUUUGAAGGCACUAGAGGAAUUCAAUAAGAUGACGACGGAUGAUGUUGCGACGCUUCCAUUAUUUUAUGCGUCGAGAAUUAUAUAUGUUGUUGGUAUAUUAUUAAAAUUAAGAUACUUGGUUAUAUCAGUGCCCUCACUUCUGGAUGACUUAGUUCCCCAAAGCCUAAUUCUUACAAUUCAAAGGUUAACUAAUUUAUUUGAUCAAUCCUCCACCUUACAUCCUGUCAAUCAUAUACUAAAGAAGACUAGAUUAGUACUACAAUUGUUCAUUCAAGCAUAUGCAAGCCAAAUUCAGGAUUUGUAUAAAAAAGAAUCAGAUAAACUGCAAAAUGAUAGGACUGAUAUUGAAAGGUUAAGUAAAAUAUUCAAGAGAAAUGGUUCAGGACAUCUUCUUAAUGCCGAAUCUAAUGAUUCUUAUCAAUCCCAAGUUCCAUUAGAUAUCUUAUCAUAUGCAGCAUCAUUUAGAAAAGGAUUCCCCAAUGAUCAGAAUAUUCCUGAUCAUCGUCUAAGCCAGUCUGUACCACAAGCUCAAGGUCAAUCAUUAGCUAAUCAGUUCCCGCAUACGUACAGUUCUAGUGAUUUGAACUCAAGUGAUAGGAUGAAUAAUAUAAACUCUCAGUACAAUCAAAAUAUAAAUGCUAACCCAAUUCCCCAGUCUGCUGUGAAUAAUUUGGGUUCUCUUCUUAAUGACAAUUCAAUACGGACUAACGCGGGAUUCAACCAGCCACCUAAUGAUAUAAAUAUUGAUAAUUCUAACACCAAUGACGCAAAUAUUAACACAUCAUCUGGUAUGGUAAAUCUGGAUCAAUUGGAGAAUUUUUAUGAUGAAUUUUGGUCUGAUUUGAUUAAUACAGAUUCAGAUAAAUUUAAUUUUGGGAAUUAUUCGAACAACACCGCUCCCCUUUACGACGAAGUAUUUUUCAUGCCUUGA
Debaryomyces fabryi is the source of this 2448-nucleotide messenger RNA. RefSeq names its product War1p (gene WAR1). The record is from RefSeq and is a predicted model, not a curated record. Gene Ontology annotation, biological process: regulation of DNA-templated transcription. The transcript has a single exon. NCBI's taxonomy places the organism in Eukaryota, Fungi, Ascomycota, Pichiomycetes, Serinales, Debaryomycetaceae. Gene Ontology annotation, cellular component: nucleus. Gene Ontology annotation, molecular function: transcription cis-regulatory region binding; DNA-binding transcription factor activity, RNA polymerase II-specific; zinc ion binding. Bases 1 to 2448 code for a protein of 815 amino acids.